UUCGAUUUAGGGAAUACUGUUCAGCUAACAUUGGAAACAGCUAUGGACUGGUCAUGGUCUGCAUUGAUGCUCUACCUGCUACCACUCCUGCUGGUUGUAUACAUUUUGAAAAAUGUUAAGUUAUGGACCUCUGAUACUCCUGUUGGAACUUUUCCUCCUGGACCCUGGCCAUUGCCAGUGAUUGGAAAUCUGCACAUGAUAAAUCUCAAAAGACCUACUGAAACUCUCAUGAAGCUUUCGAAAAAAUAUGGCCCCAUAUACAGCAUUAAAAUGGGCAGUGUGAAAAUGGUGGUGCUGUCUGGCUACGAGACCGUGAAAAGUGCUCUUGUGGACUAUGCCGACGAAUUCUCAGAAAGACCUCAUAUCCCAAUAUUUGAAGAAAUUAACGAUGGAUACGGCAUCCCAUUCACUCACGGAGAAAACUGGAAAGCAAUGAGAAGAUUCACAUUGACUACAUUAAGGGAUUUUGGCAUGGGCAAGAGGACAAUAGAAGACCGCAUCAUUGAGGAAUGUGUAUUUCUAGUUAAGCUAUUGGAAUCUCAGGAAGGAAAACCUACUGAUCUCACUUUAAAAACAAACUUUGCUGUUGGGAAUAUAAUCAUAUCCAUUAUCCUUGGUCAUCGAUUAGACUACCAAGAUCCCAUUCUGCGAAAAAUAAUGAAAAUUAUAGAUGAAAAUAUGAGACUUCUUGGGAGCCCUUCAGUUGUGAUGUAUAAUGUAUUACCAUUCUUACAAUAUCUGCCCGGUUCCCACCUGAAAGUAAAACGGAACAUUGCGGAGUUACAUGCCUUCUUCAAUGAGAAGUUUGCAGAACAUCUAAAAACCCUGGACAAAGAUGACCUGCGUGGCUAUAUAGAUGCAUUUCUCACAAAACAGGAGGAGGAAAAAUCUGAUCCCAACAGUUAUUUUCAUCAUGGUAAUCUUCGGGGUGUCUUAGUAACGUUAUUCAUGGCUGGAACAGAUACUACGUCUUCUACUAUACGAUGGGCCAUCUCAUUUAUGGUACAGAACCCUGAAGUUCAGAAACGAGUACAUGAUGAAAUUGAUACAGUGAUUGGAACAGCCGUGCCACGGAUUGACCAUCGUAAGGAUAUGCCCUACACCAAUGCCGUGAUUUAUGAGACUCAGAGAGCUGCUAAUAUUGUACCAAUGAAUCUUCCUCGAGAAACUACAACAGAUGUUGUUUUUCAAGGCUACCAUCUACCAAAAGGCACAUACGUUAUUCCGCUUCUGGAAUCAGUUUUAUAUGAUAGAACACAGUUUGAGAAACCACAGUCCUUCUUCCCUGAACAUUUCCUUGAUUCAGAAGGACAGUUUGUCAAGAAUCCUGCUUUCAUGCCAUUUUCAGCAGGAAGAAGGGCUUGUGCUGGAGAAACACUGGCAAAAAUGGAGUUGUUCCUGUUCUUCACUAGCCUUAUGCAAAAAUUUACUUUUCAUUCUUCUUCAGAGAUGACCGACUUCCAAGUGAAACCACAAGUAGGAUUUACAAUUUCUCCUGUAGCUCAGAAAAUCUGUUGUGUGCCACGGAUUUGAGCAAAAGUAGCCACUUCAAGACAUUUGGCUUUACAAAGUGGAGAAAUGGUACUCACAUAAUGGUAUCAAACCUAUCACAUCUGAAAUCUAAAAUAUAGAUAAUUGCUAAGAAUUUCUUAUGUUAAAUGAAAGUUUAUAUAGCAGCGUUUUAUUAUGAAAUAGCAGACCAAUCUACAUAGAGAGAAUUGACUUGAUUCAUUGGGUAAGAUGUGGCCAGCUUUAGCCCUCACCCCACUAUUCAAGUAUUGGUGAAGGGAAAUGUACCUCCAAAUUUGAUGAUGAUUUUUUUUUCUACAACUUUAUCAGCCAUGGAGAUCUCAAAACAACCAUCCAUUUGUAUCCUUAUAGGCCAAGCUAUUAAUUUUGAGAGGUAAUUAGUAUGUAAAAUUGUCAGAUUUCCAAAUUAGAGAAGUAGCAAUAUUUUGUUUACAGAGAUGAGCAAAUUACCGUAUUUAUCGGCGUAUAACACGCACAGGCGUAUAACACGCACCUUCAUUUUAAGAGGGAAAUUUCAGGAAAAAAAUUUAAAUUUCAAAUAAAGAACUUUGAAGCAAA
Bufo gargarizans (Asiatic toad) is the source of this 2088-nucleotide messenger RNA. Its product is annotated as cytochrome P450 2K4-like. NCBI's taxonomy places the organism in Eukaryota, Metazoa, Chordata, Amphibia, Anura, Bufonidae. The transcript has 9 exons. Gene Ontology annotation, biological process: xenobiotic metabolic process. The record is from RefSeq and is a predicted model, not a curated record. Gene Ontology annotation, cellular component: cytoplasm; intracellular membrane-bounded organelle. Gene Ontology annotation, molecular function: oxidoreductase activity, acting on paired donors, with incorporation or reduction of molecular oxygen, reduced flavin or flavoprotein as one donor, and incorporation of one atom of oxygen; heme binding; iron ion binding. Bases 43 to 1533 code for a protein of 496 amino acids.